Molecule: messenger RNA, 813 nt
Organism: Triticum turgidum subsp. durum (durum wheat)
Lineage: Eukaryota; Viridiplantae; Streptophyta; Magnoliopsida; Poales; Poaceae
Source: the annotation of a GenBank genome assembly
AUGAGCUCCAGGCACCCACAGCUUCACCUCAUCCUGCUACUGCUUGCAUACUACUGCUCCACCCACACCGCUGCCAGUGGUGGCAAUGGAACCACAAUCCAGUGCCUCCCUGAUCAGGCUUCAUCUCUACUCCAGAUGAAGCGCUCCUUCUUCCACAACCCCAACCUCUCGUCAUGGCAGCAUGGCACAGACUGUUGCCACUGGGAGGGUGUUGGCUGCGACAGGGCCUCUGGUCAGGUGAUCACUUUGGACCUCAGUGAUCGUAACCUGCGGAGCACCAGUGGUCUCAGCCCAGCACUAUUCAACCUCACCUCCCUCACAAAUCUCAGCCUCUCUGGUAACGACUUUGGCCUGACCAGCCUUCCUAGUUUUGGGUUUGAGCGGCUGAUCGAGCUCGUCAGUCUCAAUUUGUCUGAUGCGUGUUUUGCUGGUCAGAUAGCCAUUGGAAUUUCCCACCUCAAGAAUUUGCGUUCGCUUGAUCUUUCCUAUAAUACUGAUUUGUAUCUUCAAGACCCAAGUUUCCAAACCCUCGUAGCAAACCUGAGCAAUCUGAGAGAGCUUUAUCUUGAUAGAGUGAGCAUCUUAAGUGGCGAAGCAAAUUGGUCCGUUGCUUUAGCAGACUCUGUUCCGCUACUACAGAAUAUUAGUUUGUCUACGUGUGAACUAAGUAGUCCGAUCCACCAUUCAUUCUCCCAACUCCGUUUUCUAACAACGAUCAACCUCGCAGAUAAUGAAAUUUCUGGUCAGGUUCCUGGGUUCUUUGCAAAAUUCUCUUUCUUACCGAAAAAGGGUUUCCCCCCGCUUUAUAAAUAA